AUGUCUACUCGAACUGCUGUCCAUGUCUCUUUACGCGAUGAGGCCAUCCUCACCAGUCCGAGGUGGAACAAGGGUAGUGCGUUCACCGCUGAAGAGCGCAAAGCAUUCGGCCUUACCGGUCGCUUACCUUUCCGCGUCAAUACUCUCGACGAACAGUGCGAAAGGGCGUACGAUCAGCUCCAAUCACGCGAGUCUCCUUUGAGGAAGAAUUCGUUUCUGCAAAGUCUCAAAGACCAGAAUCGGGUCCUGUACUACUCUCUUAUUUCUAGGCAUCUCGAGGAGCUUACGCCUAUUAUUUAUACACCCACUGAGGCCGAGGCCAUCGCAAACUAUUCGCAUCUGUUCCGCAGGAGUGAAGGCCUCUACCUCACAUUCUCGAACCUGAGUUCUAUGGAGGAGGAUUUUAUAGAGCAUACACGAGGUUGCAAUAUUGAACUUGUUGUUUGUACUGAUGCAGAACAGAUACUCGGAAUUGGUGACCAAGGUGUUGGCGGCAUCGGAAUCGCAACCGCUAAGGCAGCUAUAUACACUUUACUGGCUGGAGUCAACCCAUCCAAAACUUUAAGUGUAACACUUGAUGUUGGAACAGACAACGAGAAGCUAUUGAGUGAUCCUCUUUAUGUUGGGUGGCCCCAUAAACGCAUCCGGGGCGAGGGUUAUGAUCGAUUCAUUGACAAUUUUGUGCAGCUUAUCCGUAAGCACUAUCCGCACAGUUUAUUGCACUUCGAAGACUUUGGCGUGAGCAAUGCGAAGCGACUCCUUGAUCUGUAUAGUGAAAAACAUGCGGUCUUCAAUGACGAUGUACAAGGCACGGGUGCUGUGACCCUUGCUACUGUAAUGUCUGCUGUUGGUGUUACCAAGUCUUCGCUCGCGGACCAGCGUAUUGUUGUUUUCGGGGCUGGCACGGCUGGCUUGGGAAUUACACGACAACUGCGCGAUGGCAUGGUCGCGCUUGAUAACGUCUCCGUAUCGGACGCUAACAAACGAUUCUAUCUACUCGACCGCUACGGGCUCAUCAAGGCAUCGCUUGGGUUGGAUAAGAUUCGUGAUGGACUGCAGGAGUUUGUGCGUCCCGAUGAUGAGUGGGAGGGCGUGAAGACGAACGCCAAAGGCGAGAUCGAGCUGUUAGAGGUAGUACGAAUGGUGAAACCAACGGUGCUGAUUGGGUGUUCAACCCUAGCGGGUGCGUUUACCGAACAGGUCGUGAAGGAGAUGGCCAAGGGGACCGAACGCCCGAUCAUAUUGCCGUUGUCGAACCCGACCAGGUUGCACGAAUGUACUCCAGAAGAUGCAAAUAAUUGGACGAAUGGAAAGGCACUCCUGGCAACGGGGAGCCCUUUUCCGCCAUGCAAGAUGCCCAAUGGGAAAGAAUAUGUAGUUGCGGAAUGUAACAACGCACUAAUCUAUCCUGGCCUCGGGUUUGGUGCGAUCGUGUCGAAGGCGCGCUCACUCACGGACGCAAUGAUCAUUGCGGGUGCGCGGCGUUUGGCCUCGCUCGCGCCGGCACUGAAGGACCCCGAUGACGCGCUCCUCCCGGAUUUUGGGAGCUCCCCGGAUGUCAACUUUGAGGUUGCCGUCGCCGUGGUAGAGCAAGCGAUCGAGGAUGGAGUUGCGGGUGUAGACUGGGGGGGGAAAGAGGAGGUACGAGAUAAGAUUAGGGAGAAGCAGUGGAAGCCGGUGUAUGAGCCAUAUGUGUAUGAUGUCGACGGCGAGCAGUGA
This is a messenger RNA of Fibroporia radiculosa, 1719 nucleotides long. RefSeq lists its product as uncharacterized. Gene Ontology annotation, cellular component: mitochondrion. Gene Ontology annotation, molecular function: NAD binding; malate dehydrogenase (decarboxylating) (NAD+) activity. Gene Ontology annotation, biological process: pyruvate metabolic process; malate metabolic process. The coding region runs from base 1 to 1719 and encodes 572 amino acids. The record is from RefSeq and is a predicted model, not a curated record. NCBI's taxonomy places the organism in Eukaryota, Fungi, Basidiomycota, Agaricomycetes, Polyporales, Fibroporiaceae. The transcript has 10 exons.